UUCUUCUGAAGAAAGGAACAAUCACAAAAUUGAAAUUGAAUUGGGUGCGAAGGGAAAUGUUGCAAACCCUAGGAGGCGUAAGCUUCCGCUUGGUGAAUCGGUCAUGGCUGAGAAGCAUGACGGCGCGUGCAUUCUCUUCCUUCUCCGAUUAUGGAGACCAAUCACGCGGUGGCCUUCCCCGCUUCUACUCCGAGACUCUUCCUCCUUCCAAGGGUAGUGUUAUACGCGUGCAAGGUGAUGAGUUCUGGCAUAUGACAAAAGUAUUGAGGUUGAGCACCAAUGAUAGGGUACAGCUCUUCAAUGGGAAAGGAGGUCUUGUAGAAGGAUGCAUACAGAACAUUGACCGCACUGGGCUUGAUUUUGUUGCAUUGAGUGAUUUGAUAUCAAUGCCUCCACAAAAUACACAAUUGCACGUAUUUGCUGGUUUUGGUACUCUAAAGGGUGGCCGUGCUGACUGGCUUGUAGAGAAGUGCACAGAACUUGGAGCCAAUAGUGUAACUCCUCUAUUGACUGAACGUUCUCCAACAAUCUCAGAAAAUCGGGUGGACAGAUUGGAACGUGUCAUUUUAGCUGCAUCUAAACAAUGUCAACGACUUCAUGAAAUGGUCCUGAAACAUCCUAUAGAGGUUGAUGACCUUUCGCACCUUAUUGCACAGUCAAAGCUAUCUCUUCUCGCAACCGCAAAGGCAAUUCCUGUUCUUAGUGCAUUGACGUCAUUGGAAAAGGAAACUAGUGGCUUAAUCAUAAUUGGACCAGAAGGCGAUUUCACUGAGAAAGAAGUGAGUAUGAUGAUGGAAGCAGGUGCUACAACUGUUAGUCUUGGACCUCAUCGUCUUCGGGUUGAAACUGCCACGAUAGCGCUUUUGGCAACUGUCAUGUUAUGGUCUGACAAGCAGCAAACUUCAGUUGAUUCCCCGCUGUAGGUAGGUCAGGCAUGCUUAUGUUUCAGAAACAAAAUACGUAGUAAAUAUUUUUUGUUUUAUUUGUCUGAGGUACUCCUUAUUUCCUUCCUAUAUCUAUGACACUUUUAAAAAAAAAAUCGUCCUUUUUAUAAGAUAUUUUUGAAAUUGUCUUUUGCAUUAA
Messenger RNA from Cajanus cajan (pigeon pea), 1083 nucleotides. RefSeq names its product methyltransferase. Lineage: Eukaryota; Viridiplantae; Streptophyta; Magnoliopsida; Fabales; Fabaceae. Gene Ontology annotation, biological process: rRNA base methylation. The record is from RefSeq and is a predicted model, not a curated record. Gene Ontology annotation, molecular function: rRNA (uridine-N3-)-methyltransferase activity.